Oryctolagus cuniculus (rabbit) is the source of this 4004-nucleotide messenger RNA. The record is from RefSeq and is a predicted model, not a curated record. NCBI's taxonomy places the organism in Eukaryota, Metazoa, Chordata, Mammalia, Lagomorpha, Leporidae.
GGGACUGACCGUGAGCAACUCGCAUGCUGUGCUGGGAACGCUGCCAUCUUGAGGCUGACACCAGGGGCCAGGCUGUGCCCCACCUCUGGGCACCGCGUGCAGGAGGGGACGGCCUGCGUCACUCGGGUCCGAUGCCCAGGACGCCUCAAGGGCACCUUCGCCUGUGCCGGUGGUGUUGAUGGCUGAGGGGCGUCACAGAGCUCCAAGCAGAACAGUGGAGCUCCGAGCUCGGCGUCACUGGAGGAGUUAAAACCAGCCAUUGCCUCGCCCUUUGCCCUGUCCCUUGGGGGCUCUUAGGGUAUGAGGUGGGACCCAGGUAGAGUGACAGGCUUGGCUGGGAAGUGGGGAGGGCCCCAGCCGUGAGGACUUCCUGCCAGCCUCCUCUGGAACUCUCGGGAGGGGCUGUGUGUGGCGGCGGUCACAGCCCUGGGGUGGGGGUGGGGUGAUACAUGCGUGGUGCGUGCCUGUGUGUCUGCCCCAGUUGGCCGGGGCUGGGCUGGGCUGGAGCCAGCGGAAGCAGACAGGUGACUGCAGUGUGGAAUGGGAGGCCGCGUUGUUCCGGCAUCAUCAGAUAAAGGUGGUUAAACAUUGGUCAGGGACCUGAGCGCCGGAUUCGGGCCCCCCUGGGAGGGACUGGAGGCUGCGCUCUGGGGGAAGCUCAGAGGCACCGAGCGGCGCUGCCUUACAGGGACUGCGGCGUUGACGUCAGGCGGCCUGCAUGGCGCUGCGUCAGAAUCCGGCUCUCGGCCCUCGCCCUGGCAGUCUGUGAUGGGUUCACAGUGUGCACUCUCCCCCCGUUACUUGUUUUUUUUUUUUUAAUAGAGCCUGUCUGGCUCCCGUGACUUUUUUUUUUUUUCAAUUUAUUUUUUGACAAAUAGAGUUACAGACAGUGAGAGAGAGAGACAGAGAGAAAGGUCUUCCUUCCAUUGGUUCACCCCCCCCAAAAUGGCCGUCAUGGCUAGCGCUGCGCCGAUCCAAAGCCAGGAGCCAGGUGUUUCCUCCUGGUCUCCUAUGCAGGUGCAGGGCCCAAGCACUUGGGCCAUCCUCCACUGCCCUCCUGGGCCACAGCAGAGAGCUGGACUGGAAGAGGAGCAACCGGGCCUAGAACCCAGCGCCCAUAUGGGAUGCCGGCGCCGCAGGUGGAGGAUUAACCAAGUGAGCCACGGCGCCGGCCCCUCCCUCCAUUGCUUGUAAUCCCACCUCAAAUCAGAUUUCAUGCUGGAGUCAAAAAGGAAAACAGUAUUCACAGAAGGUCACGGACAAGGCGUUAGGAGGGUCAGACUUGGGAAGAGGGAGACGCACCCCGCACUCGAGCGCCUGGAUCGAGUCCCGCCUUUGCCUCCGGUCCAGCUCCCUGCUGGUGCACCCUGGGGUGGGGUCCACAGGGAUGCCUCCCGCACUGGGUCCCUGCACUCACACUGGAGACCUGGGUGGAGCUCCUCGCUCCUGGCGCCAGCUUGGCCCAGGCCGGGCGCUUGCAGGGUUUGGAGGGGAGCGACCUGGCAGGUGAAGACCUGUCUCUACCUCUCUGCCUUUCUAAUGAGUAAGUAAGGAAGCCCGCCUUUCUGUACAAACAGCUGGAAACAUACAAAUUCAUGAAGAUGCGCGCGGAGCCUAGAGCACUCGGAGCCACGUCGGGGAAGCGCUGCCCGCAGGGAUGGUGACCAGGCUGUACGAGGGCAUGCGCAGGGUUGACCUGGCCGGGAAGGCGCAGGCGCCCGGCCAGCACGUCUCCCAGGAGCAGUUCACCGUGUCCCUGUCGCACCUGUUGAAGGGAGACUCCGAGGAAAAGAGCGCCAUGAUCCUGAAGAUGGUGUCUGAGGCAGGCGGUCCCGUGAGGGCCCGAGACAUCCUCAAGUUCACAGAGGACCUGGUGGGCUCUGUGGCGCACGUGCUGGCGCACAGGCAGGAGCUGAGAGGCUGGUCGGCGAAGGAGGCCUCGGGGGCCUCGCCCAGGGUCCGGGCGCUGGCUGCACGGCUGCUCUCUGAGCUGAAGCUUCCAGGUGGCGAGGCAUUUCUGAGCCCUCAGUGGCUGGACUGCGAGUGUGACCAAGCCGCGAUCCAGGACUGGGUGUCCAGGGUCCCCCACGUGGCCACGUUCCUGAGCGUGGUCGUGCAUAAAGGCCUUCUCGUCCUCUGCUCCUCGCUCCAUCUGGCCACGCUGGUCCCCGAGCGCCUCGUGGAGCAGGGGCGCGAGGUCGAGAGCGUGCUGGACGUCCUGUCGGUCAUCUACGUCAACUCCCACCUGCCCCGCGAGUGGCAGCGCCGCUGGCGGCUGCUCUUCUCGGCCGAGAUUCACGGGCACAGCUUCUCCCAGCUCUGCGGGCGCGUCACCCAGCGUGGGCCCUGCGUGGCUGUCCUGGAGGACCACGACGGCCACGUGUUCGGGGGCUUCGCCUCGUGCUCGUGGGAGGUCAAGCCUCAGUUCCAAGCAUGGCCGUGUACACGCACACGGGCUACAACGACCACUACAUGUACCUCAACCAUGGCCAGCAGACCAUCCCCAACGGACUGGGCAUGGGCGGGCAGCACCACUACUUUGGGCUUUGGGUGGACACCGAUUUUGGGAAGGGACACAGCAAAGCCAAGCCCACGUGCACCACGUACAGCAGCCCGCAGCUGUCGGCCCAGGAGGACUUCCGGUUUGAUAAGAUGGAGGUGUGGGCAGUCGGGGACCCCGAGGAGUUGCAGCUGGCCCAGAGCAAGAAGAGCAUCCUGGACGUGGACCCCGAGGCCCAGGCACUGCUGGAGAUCACUGGGCGAGCCCGCCACAGCGAGGGGCUCCGCCAAGUCCCCGAGGAUGACCAGUGAGGGGGCCUGCGUGGAGCUGCGCGUGGACUCCUGGGACCGUGCACCUGUCCGCGGACCCUCUCCUCCUCCCGCACUGCUUUAACUUGAACGUGGCCCCCAGGGUCACGUCUGGGCCGUCCUGAACGUGCUCCAUCAGCGCACACCUGGCGUCAAGAAAGACCCCGCGGGAGCCACUCGAGUGUCCCCAAGAGGUCCCAGUGUCCCUGUAGCAGCUGGACCUUCCGCUGCGCUUCCUAUCAGUGAAGGCCAGGACGCAGCGGCUGGGAGGGGCCUGUCGGCGGGGCUGCACCUGCUGACGGUUCCUGCGCCCGGAGCCGUUCUGGUGGAAGCGUGCCUCGAUGGUUCUUCUCGACUGGACGGGACCCUGGACAGCUUUGCAGACAGCUCCGGCAGCCUGAGAUCCCUGCAGGACGUGUGCUUGUACACACCCAGUGGGGACAGCGUGUGACACAGAGGGCCACGGUCUCCGUAACCCGGGCCCUCGGCAGGGCCGUGUCACCAUGGUCCUGCAGUCAGCUGUGGUUACAGAACCUGUGCUGCGGCCAAAAGCCAAAGGAGGUCGACCUGCGGCGCCGCAGAGCGCGGUUCUGUGUCUGCUGCUGCGGUGCUGUGUCCCCGGCGCUGCGGCUGAUGCGCACGCACGGAGCCGGGCCCCCAGCCCUGGCGCACCGUCUCACCACUUGUGGGAGUCGUGGGGAAGUGGACCGUGCAGACCGCGUGUGAACAAGCGCCACUGUUCCCGAGAGGCUAAGGGGCGGGGUGUGUGCUGGGCCUCCCCCCACCUCUGCAGGCCCCGCGAGUCACACGCGCACUGGGUCAGCUCUAAGCCACCCGCACGCCUCUCGCUCUGGUCUUGGGCGAUGAGCAGGGCCUUUUCUCAUGGACUUACCGGGGCAGAGCCCAGGAAACCGGGCCGGAGGCUCAUCAGAGCUCCCGCCUGCCGGUGUAGAAGGGAAGCGUGCGCUCGGUGCGUGGGCUGCAGGUGACGGCAGGGACCCGUCAGCACGGACUGCGCUCCUGAAGCCGGGUUUUCUAAGUGCCUGGGUACGUCGUGUCGUCUGCCCGAUCACAGGGAGAAUGAGGAUUCUACACCCAGAGGACCAGAGCCCUGCGUCAGGCUGGUUUGGAGUUACAUAUACAUGUGUGUAUCUAUGAUUAAAUACCUCACCGCAGGCCGCGGCGUGUGAACCUGA